AUGGCGCGUCCUUCAGACAAGAAAGCGUUACACGACGAGAAUGGGGAGAAAGCAAAACUUCUUCCGACAAAGCAGUUGGAAACUUCUCGUCCUCAGUACCGCUCCAUCAUUGUGAGUGUCUGCUCCUUUAUUCUCGUGACAGAGUUCUGUGAACGUCUCGCUUACUAUGGUCUAUCCGGGUCCUUGCCCAUCUUCUUCCAUCGUAACUUGGGUCUCAGUACAGUACUGGCUACGGAGCUUAACACGACGUUCACAUCGCUGUCGUACCUCACGCCCUUGUUCGGCGCGUACGUGGCGGACAGACACCUCGGCCGUUUUUCCACAAUCGUUGUCUUCUGCUCGCUGUACAUUGGAGGACUGAUGCUUUGUGUAUUUGCAUCGUUGCCGGCUGUAUCGUCACUGCCGCUCUUUAUGCUGGGAUUGUUUGGAGGGGUGGCCUUUGGAGCUGGAGGGAUCAAACCAAAUGUUGUUGUGCUGGGAGCUGAUCAGUUUGACGUUGAUAUUCCAAGUCAGCGAGCAGAGAAAGACAGCUUCUUUAACUGGUUUUACUGGGCUAUUAAUAUCGGGGCUACAUUUAGCUACGGCGUGCUCACGAACUUGGCCGUAAACGGUCUACCGCCGUACAUCUCGGCGGAUUAUGGAUUUUUCGCAUCUUUUGCAAUUCCGUCAGCGACGUUCGUAUUGGCGGUGUUGGUCUUUUACGCUGGAAAGACACGGUACCGUCGUGUCCCGCCUAGGGGUAGUGCGCUCACCAAGUUUUUCUUCGUCUUGAUUGAGGCGGGUUCACGUUCAGCUUGUGGAAAACUUGUGCUUAGCGGCGGCCUGGCGUUUGUACCGGGGAUUGUACUUACGACGGCAUCGUAUUUCAUCCAGGAUGCGUUUAUGCAUAUGACAGUGGCACUUGCUGGUGCAGGAGCUGUGGCGUAUGGAACCUUUGUACUCAUUUUCUCGGGUGCCGCGACGACUUGGCUGGGGUUGGCAUCGCGCGCAAAUGGCGGCUCGUUUUCAUCCCAGGACGUGCAGGAUGCGGCGCAGGUGAUGCGUUUAGCGCCGUACCUUGGGAUUAUCAUAAUAUUCUGGGCCGUGUACGGCCAGAUGAACUCCAAUUUUGUCGUCCAGGGCUGUCAAAUGGAUCUGCGAGUUCAAGGAAGUGACAGUGUUCUGCUUUCGUCCGCAAUGCUCAAUGUUGUCGACUCGGGUGUUAUUCUCAUCUUCAUCCCCGUGUUUGAUCGCCUACUGUACCCGCUGCUGACUAAGAUGGGCAUCUAUCCGUCGCUGCUGCGCAAGAUCGGUGCUGGUCUUGUGUUUUCUCUGUUGGCCAUGCUGGCGGCAGGCUGGACGGAACAGAUCCGGAAGAAUAGGCCCACGGUUGAGGGUGUUUCUUCGAACUGCAGCGCUGCGGGUGAAUUCCUGCCCAUGUCGAUGAUGAGUGUGUGGUGGCAGACGCCGCAGUACGUGCUCGUAGGCGUGGCCGAGAUCCUCACGAGUAUUUCGUCGUACGAUCUCUUCUAUUCGGAAGUCCCUGAGUCCAUGCGGAGCGUAUGCCAAGCUCUUAACUUGCUCACAACCACGCUGGGCUUUAUCGUGGCGGGCGCUCUUAACAGCAUCUUUUCCUUUUGGAUCACAAGCGAUCUCAACGACGGCCACCUCGAGUAUAUUUACUAUAUGAUGGCGUUCCUCGUGCUGGCGAUGCUGUUGGCCUUCCUGUUUGUGUCGCAGUCCUUCGAGUACCAUGUUCCUGUAGCGGGCCUCGACGCCGUGUCAGGAUUCUCUCCUGCGCUCUCACGCGCCGCCAGAGAACUGCGUAAGAAAUUGCAGCUCCAGCGCAAUGGCAGGAAGUAA
Peronospora farinosa is the source of this 1842-nucleotide messenger RNA. Lineage: Eukaryota; Oomycota; Peronosporomycetes; Peronosporales; Peronosporaceae. The record is from the annotation of a GenBank genome assembly.